Ziziphus jujuba (common jujube) is the source of this 2677-nucleotide messenger RNA. RefSeq names its product lysophospholipid acyltransferase LPEAT2. The record is from RefSeq and is a predicted model, not a curated record. Bases 211 to 1857 code for a protein of 548 amino acids. Lineage: Eukaryota; Viridiplantae; Streptophyta; Magnoliopsida; Rosales; Rhamnaceae. Gene Ontology annotation, biological process: phospholipid metabolic process. Gene Ontology annotation, molecular function: calcium ion binding; lysophosphatidylethanolamine acyltransferase activity. The transcript has 14 exons.
AAUAAAAAUAAAAACAUUUUCCAAAAACAAAACAAACGAAUAAAAUGUGUUUCCGACCACACAAACCUUCAGAGACAGCGCGAAACUCAGUGCAGAAUCCGAACCCACCUCUCUUUCUCGCCCUCUCUUUACCACUUACCGGUUUUGUGCGGUCGCCGAUUUUUCUUCGUCUUCCUCUCCAACCUUUUUGCCCUUUGAAGCUCCAUAACAAUGGCGGACCAUGAUGAUAUCUCCAAGCCUCUACUCUCGCAUAGUCCCCACUUAAUAUUAACCAUCCAAAACGAUGAUCCACAAACCAAUCGACGAUCUUCCCCACGAAAUCACCAUCAUCGCAAUCGCAACCAUGUCGUUGGCAAGGACAAAGAUUCCAACGCCGAUUCUCGCAGCAACCCAUUUUCGUUUCUGGGAUUGGAUUGGUUCAGGGUGCCCGGAACGAAUACUGUUGACCCGUUUCGCAACCACACCGUUAAGAUUGAAGGAAUCUACGAGUGGGUUAAGAUCGUGAUCUGCCUGCCUAUAGCUCUGGUUCGUCUCGUGCUUUUUGGGGCUUGUCUUUCUGUGGGUUAUCUCGCUACCAGGUUGGCUCUUGCAGGUUGGAAAGAUAGGCAGAACCCUAUGCCCAAAUGGAGGUGUAGAAUCAUGUGGAUUACUCGGUUCUGUGCUCGAUUUAUUCUUUUUUCUUUUGGCUAUCACUGGAUAAAACGGAAAGGGAAACCUGCUCCUAGGGAAUUAGCCCCGAUAGUUGUAUCUAAUCAUUUAUCGUUUGUUGAACCUAUCUUUUAUUUCUAUGAAUUGUCUCCUACCAUUGUGGCAUCUGAGUCCCAUGAUUCCCUACCUUUUGUUGGAACUAUCAUCAGAGCAAUGCAGGUUAUAUAUGUUAAUAGGUUCUCACCACCCUCAAGAAAACGCGCUGUUAAUGAAAUAAAGAGAAAGGCUGCUUGUGAUAGAUUUCCUCGAGUGCUUUUGUUUCCUGAGGGAACCACAACCAAUGGAAGGUCCCUUAUUUCAUUCCAACUCGGUGCAUUUAUUCCUGGUUAUCCAAUCCAACCGGUAGUUGUUCGUUAUCCCCAUGUACACUUUGAUCAGUCUUGGGGGAACAUAUCUUUAGGAAUGCUUAUGUUUAGAAUGUUCACACAGUUCCACAAUUUCAUGGAGGUAGAGUAUCUUCCUGUUAUGUCACCUCUUGAUAAUAAAAAAGAAAGUGCUGCGCGUUUUGCUCAAAGGACAAGCUAUGCUAUUGCAAGUGCAUUGAAUGUUGUACGGACAUCUCAUUCCUAUGGAGACAUAAUGCUUCUCGAGAAGGCAUUACAGGCUAAAAAGGAGAACCCUUCAGCUUAUUUGGUUGAAAUGGCUAGUGCGGAGUUGUUACACCAUAUGAGCAGCUUGGAUGCUGUAGAUUUUCUGGAUAAGUUUCUGUCCAUGAAUCCAGACCCCAGUGGUCUCGUUAAAUAUCAUGAUUUUGUGAAGGUUUUGAGGCUCAAGGAUUGCACUUUAGUCGAGGAGAUAUUUUCAUUCAUUGAUGUUGAGAAGAGUGAAGCAAUCACAUUCAAGCAGUUUUUAUUUGCAUCAGCAAACGUAAGGAAGCAGCCACUAUUCCAACGGGCCUGUGAAUUAGCAUUUACCGAAUGUGAUGCUGGAGGAAAUGGUUACAUUUCAGAGCAAAAUUUAGGAGAUUCCAUCAGACCUGCAAUUCCAAACAUAAAUGAGGAUGAGGUCCAUCAGCUUUUUGAUUUAUUUGAUGCUGAUAGUGAUGGGAAGAUCAGUAAAGACGAAUUUUUAACCUGCCUGAGAAAGAAUCCACUGCUUAUAGCACUUUUCUCACCUUUUUUGUUGCACAAGGAUCUAUCAGAUGAGUAGUAGGAAGCAGUAGGAAAUGAUAUAGUGGAAGAAUUUUCGAUGCUAUGGAGGAGAGCUUUUGUGUAACAUUUGUAUCACUGAUAGGCUGGUUUUGAUUUGUGGGGACUAGAUGGUUUUUCAGUGCCAGGGGGCAUCAAUAUUUUUACAACCUUGCCCCCCCAAAAAUUGCUCAUAACACAGAUUUCACCCCUACAUACACACUUUUGGUUGUUAGUCUGUAAGUUUCCGUAUUAUUAUUCCUUACGAACUAAUUUUACAUAAACUCUAGGGCAUUAAGGUUGCAAUUAUUUGUCUGCGUUGGUAUGUAAAAUCAUCUGAGUUGAUGUGUCUUGACUUAGCGAUGUGCCAUCUUUGGUUGAGUGUUCAUUAUGAUAAAAUAUUCAUACUAUCUUCUUCAUUUUCCAAAUGAAAGCUCAAGAUUAUCUGACCUGCAUACUUUGUGCAAGUCAUCUUAAUUACCAUCCCAGGCCUAAAUUGAUUCAAUGGGAUGGGCUUUGGGAAGUUCUUUUUGCCGUGGUUUUAAGAACGUAUAGUUUUUCGUUUGUAAAGCGAGCCAUGCAUGCAAAAUGCUCAAAUUUACAACAAAAGAUGAUAUAUAUAUAUAUAUAUAUAUGAAUAUAUGAAGGACGGUAAAGAAAACGUGAUAAUUUUUGAAGAUCAGAUAUAAUUAAUUUGAUUUAGUUCUACAUAACAAUUUAUACAAUAUCAAUGAAAUCCUCCAAUUACAAGUUUUUAAAAUACUAACUGAAACUAGAGUAUGAUUUAGUAGUUGUCAUAUCUAAUUAACUGCAAAUGAAAUACACAUCUAAUGAAGGUGGGG